Molecule: messenger RNA, 21637 nt
Organism: Dunckerocampus dactyliophorus (ringed pipefish)
Lineage: Eukaryota; Metazoa; Chordata; Actinopteri; Syngnathiformes; Syngnathidae
Gene: ntrk3b
Product: neurotrophic tyrosine kinase, receptor, type 3b
Exons: 18
Coding region: 395-2863 (822 amino acids)
Biological process (GO): cell surface receptor protein tyrosine kinase signaling pathway; regulation of phosphatidylinositol 3-kinase/protein kinase B signal transduction; positive regulation of kinase activity
Cellular component (GO): signaling receptor complex; plasma membrane; axon
Molecular function (GO): neurotrophin receptor activity; neurotrophin binding; ATP binding
Source: RefSeq, a predicted model, not a curated record
GGGGAACCAACGAAACUGUGAUGACAACCAUAGAACGGGAAAUGGAACUGUGAUGAGCUCCAGUCGUCCUGCUCCAGCCCGCCGAGGAGAGCAGAGGAGAGCACGGCUUCGCAUGCAGUCCAGUCCUGGAGCCACCAUGCACGUUUGCCACCCACGGGAGCUUUCUUACACUUGAUGCUCGGGCUUUUUUAUUUUUUUUAUUUUUCUUUUCUGUGUGAGUGCGGUUUGUUCUUUUUUUAUUAGCCUGCCUUGUUUGUGAGGGGGUGCAAGGACACUACACAGAGCAUCCUCUGUUCACACGCACCACCCUCCUCCUCCUCCUCCUCCGCCUCCUCCUCAUCCUCUCGGAAAGAAAGGACCUUCAGGAUCUUCUCCUCCUGCAGCAGGAGCAGACAUGGAUCUAUGGCUUGACUCGAUGCGGAUUUGCCGGUGGAGGGUUUUCUUCCUGCUCAGCCUCCUUUUCCGGGACCACCUGAGCUCCAUGCUGGACUGCCCGCCGACCUGCAGCUGCUCGCAGACCGAGAUCUAUUGCAAUAAGUCGGACAGCGGCAGGUUCUUCCCGCUGCUCGCCGUGCAGGACACCGGCGGCAACGGCAACGGCACCGGCGUGGACAUAGCGGACCUGUUCAAGAACAUCACGUCCAUACACAUCGAGAACUGGACGGGGCUGCAGACUCUACGAGACGUGGACAUGGAGCUCUACACGGGACUGCAGAGACUAACCAUCAUGAAUUGCAACCUGAAGGUGAUCCAGGCUCGGGCGUUUGCUCAGAAUCCGCACCUCCGCUACAUAAACCUGUCCAAGAACCCUCUCAGCACGCUGUCCUGGCAGCUCUUCAAGCACCUUCAACUCUCCGAGCUGCGACUGGACGGCGUGGUGUUCGACUGCGGCUGCGACAUCCGCUGGAUCCAGCUGUGGCAGGAGCGAGGGGAGGCGGGCCUUCACACGCAGCAGCUGUACUGCAGGAACGGAGCCUCCAAGAUGAGGCUACACAACAUGUACAUACACAACUGUGACUUGCCAGAGAUCAGUGUGAGCCACAGCAGCGUGUUAGUGAUGGAAGGCGACAACGUGACAGUGAGCUGUAAUGGAUCCGGAUCACCGCUGCCCGAAGUGGACUGGACUGUCAGCGACCUGCACUCCAUCAACACACAUCUGUCCAACGUGUACUGGCCCAACAUCCACUCCAUCAACCUGACGCUCUUCAACGUCAGCCGAGACGACAACAACUACCAGCUGACCUGCAUCGCCGAGAACGUGGUGGGCAUGACCAACUCCUCCAUCCAGCUCAACGUCCAGUUUCCUCCCGUCAUCCUGAGACUGGCUGAGCCCGAGCAGCGCCACGACACCUGCAUCGAGUUUACGGUGCGCGGUUACCCCCACCCCAAGCUGCGCUGGUUCCACAAGAACAAGGAGAUCCUCCACAACCAGUACAUCCGUACAGAGAUGGACUUCUACCAGGACUACCUGGAAGGCUGCCUGACGUUCCAGAAUCCGACGCACAUCAACAAUGGAAACUACACCCUAGAGGCCAGCAAUUCUCUGGGAACGGUCAACAAGACGGUGUACGGUCACUUCCUCAUGGCGCCGGGCAUCGAUGACGAAGACGUGGUGGAACUGGUCCCUUCGGCGCCAACAGACUCGGAUUCGGGCCGCCCAGACGAGGACACGUUCGGGGUUUCCAUCGCCGUGGGUUUGGCGGGCUUCGCCUGCGUCCUCCUCCUCGUCCUUUUCGUCCUCAUCAACAAGUACGGGCGACGCUCCAAAUUCGGAAUGAAAGGCCCAGUCGCUGUGAUUAGCGGUGAGGAAGACUCGGCCAGCCCUCUCCAUCACGUCAACCACGGGAUCAUAACACCCUGCACGCUGGACGCGGGACCGGACGCCGUCGUCAUCGGGAUGACUCGCAUUCCCGUGGUGGAGAACCCGCAGUAUUUCCGACACGGACACAACUGCAACAAGCCGGCCACUCUGGUCCAGCAUAUCAAGCGCAGAGACAUCAUCCUGAAGCGGGAACUCGGCGAAGGAGCUUUCGGAAAAGUCUUCCUGGCCGAGUGUUACAACCUGAGUCCCACCAAGGACAAGAUGCUGGUGGCUGUCAAGACGCUGAAGGACCCCAACCUGUCGGCGAGAAAGGACUUCCAGAGGGAGGCGGAGCUGCUAACCAACCUGCAGCACGACCACAUCGUCAAAUUCUACGGCGUGUGCGUGGAUGGUGACCCGCUCAUCAUGGUCUUUGAGUACAUGAAGCACGGAGACCUCAACAAGUUCCUCAGAGCCCACGGCCCAGACGCCAUGAUCCUGGUGGACGGCCAGCCGCUGCAGUCCAACGGUGAGCUGGGCCUGUCCCAGAUGCUGCACAUCGCCUCGCAGAUAGCCUCAGGCAUGGUCUACCUGGCCUCGCAGCACUUUGUCCACAGAGACCUGGCCACCCGCAACUGCCUGGUGGGCAACGGUCUGCUGGUCAAGAUCGGAGACUUCGGCAUGUCGAGGGACAUCUACAGCAGCGACUACUACAGGGUCGGAGGACACACCAUGCUACCCAUUCGCUGGAUGCCCCCCGAGAGCAUCAUGUACAGGAAGUUCUCCACGGAGAGCGAUGUCUGGAGCUUCGGCGUCAUCUUGUGGGAGAUCUUCACUUACGGGAAGCAGCCUUGGUUUCAGCUGGGCAACAACGAGGUGAUCGAGUGCAUCACGCAGGGUCGCGUCCUGGACCGUCCUCGCAUUUGCCCCAAGGAGGUGUACGACAUCAUGCUGGGCUGCUGGCAGAGGGAGCCCCAGCAGCGACUCAACAUCAAGGACAUCCAGAAGGUUCUGUUCGCCAUGGGGAAGGCCACGCCCGUCUACCUGGACAUCCUGGGCUAGGCCCCGCCCACACAGGAAGAAGAGUCAAACACAACCUGCUCCACUGUCGAAGAAACAACAAGGUUUUUUUGGGAAGGACUUAAGUGCCUGCAACACUUUUGGAUAUAGUGGAUAUAAAACAUAUGAAAAAAAACUUUUACAUUUUGUUUACUUGCGUAUGAGCUGUACAGGUUUCAAGACUUGUUUCCUCCCCCCCCCCCCGUGAAAUAUUCAGAUGGGCAACAGGAAAAGGGCCGCGGUUUGCUAACGACGACGACGACGACGACAACACAGCUAGAAUCUCCCUCGGCUUUGGUUUUAUGAAUAUAUAUAGAAAUAUGACAUAUAUUUUAUAUUUAUUUCCUGCCGUGUGUUAAGGGCUGGUCCUCGACCGAGACGCCAAACAAACUUUUGGCAGGGACUCCAGGAUGGAAGCCUUACUUGCACUCUCGGAACGCCGAUUAACGCUUGGAAGCAGGAGGAGAGGACCUACCCAAUCAGACAAGUGACAAAUCUAUUUUAAUUUCAAAGAAAAACUACAAAAAAAGACAAGAUUGUACAUAUUGUAAAGUUCUCUGUGUCAAAGUUAUGUUAACUUAUUUUUUUCCCCCCGCCCACAAUUUAUUUUCACUUCCGACUGUGAUGUCUGGGUGGGAUUCCGCAGUAAAACGCUCUGGAACCACACCACAUUUUCCACGCUAGCAUACAGCGCUCCUUUUAAGGCCCAUCCGCUUUUAGACAGCUUUUUCCACUCGAGAAAAGAAAAGCUUUCUUCCAUUUUCAGUACGUUAUUUUUGGUCGUGUUUUUCCCUCCACCUCCUAGCAAAAGAAACUUUAUACGUUAAUAAUUCAACGUUACCUGCGCUUAGCCAAGGCACUCACGUUCAAUAAGAAACCACCACUGCUGCCGAGAGGGGAUUUAUACUCUGGAACUCUGGAAACGUCCAAAGUUUCGUUCAAAUUGCGACUCUACAGCCCGCUUAAAAACAAAAUUCAUUUUGUGUUAAUUUUUACAGGCAGUUACGAUCGAAAAUAAAUGGCAAUGUUUGUGGUCGUAAAUACUUGAUAGAUUUUUGCGUGUUUUUUCCAACCUCCUGCUCCGUGCUGCCCCCUGCUGCUGUGGAGUGUUACAUCCUUGUGUUUCCCAACGGGUAUUAAAGCCACGCAGAAAGUCACAAGAAUUAUGUUUUCUUUUGUUUCUUUCAUCAUUUUCAUAGUUUGUAAAAGUCAUAAUUUCCUCUGGAAAAUGUCCAAAUGUUAUCCGCAUACUUUUAUGGUCUGAAAGCAGCAAUAUUAUGAGAAAAUGCCGUAAUGUUACUUCUUUACGGUAUUCUGGAAAACAAAGGUUUUCUCGUAGUAUUACGACUUCAACUGUAUUAUUGCUGUGAUAUUGAAGUAAAGCUGUGUUCUUUUCACGUCAUUCAGGCCCAUCCGCUCUCACACGGUCGCUUUUAGAUGGGAAGCAGCUUUUUCCACUCGAGAAAAGAAAAGCUUUUUUCCAUUUUCAGAUAUUUACGUAAAGCUAUGUUCUUUUCAAGUUAUAUUACAAUUUGAGUCUCGGGGAAAUUAUGACAUUUCCUCAUAAUAUUAAAAACAUUCUCUUUGGGGAAAAUCCAACUAGUUUUUAUGAGAUUUUUUUUCAUUGUAUAUUCUCGUAAAAAUCCCAACUUUAUUUUUACAUCAUUGAUACAUUUGUAACAAUUUUUCCUGGUAAUAUUUAUAUUCAUUCUUGUGAAAUUAUGACCUUAAUCCAGUCGGGAGUGGCUUAAUGUAACUCGGAAAAUGGUCCAAGUUAAAACGGACACUCCUGCAACCCAACAAUGCACUUAAAAACUAAAUUCAGUUUGUGUUGGGUUUUGGGGGGGCUGGUUCCGAUCAAAAAUAAAAGGCAAUGUUUGUGGUCGUAAAUAUUUGAUCGAUUUUUACGUUUUCUUUCCAACCCCUUGCUGUAUGCUGCCCCCUGCUGCUGUGGAGUGUGUAUUAGGGCCACGCAGAAAUAUUUACGUCUCAUAAGAAUAAAGUUUUAAUGUCACAAUUGGGGUUUUAUUAAUGACAGAAAAAGAGUCAUUUCAUCAAGAGAGUAGGAAUUUCGCACACAUAUAUAUUUGGGUCCGAAAGUUGCAAUAUUCUGAAAAAAUGUUGUAACGUUACUUCUUUAUUCUGGAAAAAGGUUUUCUCGUAAGAUUACGACUUCAUCAGUCCGGCGACGUUUCGGUGAAGCUGUUCUUUUCACGUCAUGUUACAGUUUCAAUCUUGAAAAGUUAGGACUUCAAAUGUUAUGGUUGGGAAAUUAAAACGUUUUUUGUCAUGACAUUUUUUCUUCCUUGUAAAUUUUUUCUCGUAAAAAAAAAAACCAUUGACACAUUUUGUAACAACUUUCCCCAGUAAUGUUUAUUCUUGUGAAAUGACGACGGUAUUGUCAUCGGGAGUGGCUUAAUAUCACUCGCUAAAACUGGAAUGGUUCAAAAGCGCACUUAACUAAACUAAACAAAACAGUGAAAUCAUUUUUUUUUGGUUUUUUUUGUUAGCAAAACAGAAACAGACCAAAACAGAAACAAUAUGCAUCAGUGUUUUUUGAAAUCGCUUGCUUGCUUUCCAACUUCCUGCUAGAUGCUGCCCCCCCCCACUGCUGUGCAGCGUCGCAAGCGGAGCACUAGCUAGUUAUAUUCUUUACCAUUAAGCCGAAAUUGAAUACAAUUUUAUUUUUUGUUGUUGAAUGGAUAUUUUUUUAUCUGGAAAUGACACAAAAAAGUUGUAAAAAAAAAAAAAAAAGAGAAAAAACGUUUUAAACGUUUUCAAAGUGUUAUUACAAAACAAAAUUGCUAUUUUUAUUAUUGUUUAGUAGAAAAUCACUCAUGCUCUGUUCGUUUGUUCUAGAUGAUGCUAGAAGUUUGUAGAAACCUUCACAAUGGCGUAAAAUAUUGCUGCAUUUUUUUGUCCGUGUUGCUAGAAUUUGCACUAUGGCUAAUUUUCGAUCAUAAUGAAGUUGUGAAUGUUUCAACGUCUUUUUCCACUUUCUUGUGUCAUUUCCUACAUGAAGAUAAGCCACUAUUCAACAAAUAAAAUAUCAUUUUGUGAGCAACUCAUUUAAAGACACGAUUGUCGGCUAGCUGGCUAGCUAGCUAACCAGCCCAACUACUCUGAAAGUUAGAACUUGGCGUAUUCUUUUGUUUUUUUUGUUUUGAAGAGAAAGUUAGCCACUUUCAAACUUUAUUCGGACCCAUGAGGCCGCUAGUCAGCUAGGUCCGCUGGGAUUAAACAAACCAGAUUAGCAGCUAAUUAGCCAACUUCAGACCAGCUGCGAGAUCAUAUUUUUGUCUUUUAUUUCACAGAUCCAAGGUCGCUGCUUCAGUUUGCUGUGCAGUUCAUUAACAAGCUGCAGGACGCUCUCCACUCAGCGUGUUUCCUUUCUUGGCUAAAUUCCCCAAAAAUGUCAGUGUGACUUGAGAGUACUUUAUCGCUAGCUAGCGUCACCAUGAGUGAUGGUUGUCCUUUUAGCGUCUGUUAUUUCCUUUUGAUCAGCACCAAACCACUCAAGUCACUCGUCCCACAAUCUUGUAGCGACAAAAAAGCUGAAAAACUCUCUUAUGCCGCAAAACUGACUUGAGUUUAUUGAUUGUGUUCCUCAACAUGAUUCCCAGGAAGGGAAUCUGCACCACAGGUGGCGCUAUGGCGUCUCUAAGCCUCUCAGUACCAAUUAUCAUCUAUAAUGUUACAAAAUAUGGAAAGAAGCUAGCUAUCGGUGAACUGGUAGCGUGUUGAUUGGUGGGGCUAUGGAGCAUGCUAACGUCAUCUUGGCACACGUUCACACCAAUACGGGUAUGUUUAAAGACACUUAUUGCAUUUACUUUAAAAUACAGCGGAGCUGAGGUCAAGACAGUUGGCUAAAAUAUUUAUAAUUAGCAGAUUUUAAGGAGGCUACAGAAGAUGACCGAAAGAAAUAGCUGCGUAAGGGUGGAGCUAGCCUUAGCGUAGUACGCUUUGGUGAGUCGUGAUGAGUCAUGCGGCGAUGGAUUCAUUUGUACCCACGUUGUCUUCAUGUUUGCCAAGGAAUAUUCGGGACACACAGAAAGGGAAAACUAAAAGAAAAAUUGCAAAACAAAAAGGUCGACGCCUACGAUGGGAAUAUUAAGACUUUUUCUUGAGAUGACAUUAAUGCUAUUUUUAAAAUGUUUUUGUUCCGUUCAUGUUACGAUCUCAGUCUGGUUUUGUAAUAGUAUUUUUCUUUUUCUUUUCAAAUUGAAUGACAUUUCUGUGGCAGACGUAGCACUAUUUUGGCUUGAAUGUUGUUUUACUAUUACUUGGAAUUUAAUGCUCAUAAUAUUGCAACUUUCAGAAAAUGACUUUUUCUCGCAGUAAAUUUAUUCUUCAAUAAAUUCCUACUUUAUUCUUGCAAAUUAUGAUUUUAAUCUGUUCAAAUUCUGACUAUUAUUAUAUUUUCAUCAUUUCCUUGAUAUUAUGCAACAAAAUUAUUGUGUUGUAAAAAAUCCUAUUCUGGCAGUAACUUUAGGAUGAAAAAUAGUUACUUUAUUCUUGUAAAUUAUGGCUUUAAUCUGGUGAAAUUAUGACUUUUUCGCUCUAGUCAUGUUAUGUUCCUUUAUUACGCAAAAAACAAUUCACAAAAUUACUUUUUCUCGCAGGAAAUUAAUUGGGAAAGCAAUUACUGCUUGAUUCCUUGUGAGUUACGACUUUAAUCGGGUAAAAUAAUGUCGUUUUCCUCCUGUAGUCCUUUAAACGACAAUGCCUUUGUGAUAUUACACAUUGUAAUAUUGCACGCAGUACAUUUAUUCUGAAAAAAAAACUGACUUUAGUCUCUAAAACUACGAGUUUAAUCCAAUAAAAAUGACUUUUUCCUCCUGUAGUCAUAUUCAUUGCAAUAUUACGCAGUAAAUUUAUUAUAAAAAAAAAAUCUACUUAAUUCUGCUAAUUAUGACUUUAAUCUGGUAAAAUUGUGACUUUUUCCCUCUGUCGUCAUAUGACAACAGUUCCCUUGAAAUUCCACAAUAAAAUAUCGCUACUUUACUGUCUUAAAAUGAUUUUUUCUGGCAGUAAAUUUAUUCUGAAAAAAAUCUUUAUUCUCAUAAAAGUGCAACUUUAAUUUAUUACAAUUGUGUCUUUUUCCUCCUCAGCGUAUUACAACCAUUGCAUUGCAAGGUUACACAAUCAAUUCUCAUAUUUCUUCUUAACUUUCCUAAAAUAAUAUUUUUUUGCUCUAAAUUUAUUAUGUAAAAAAAUCCACUUAAUUCUCGCAAAUUACGACUUUAAUCAGAUUUUUUUUAAUAAUUGUUUUUCUUCUACGACAAAAUGAUUGUAAUGUUGCUACUUCACUUUCUUAAUAGGAUUUUUUGCUCACAGUAAAGUCGUUAUGAAAAAAAGGUCUACUUUAUUCUCGUAAGUUACAAGUUCCAUCUGGUGAAUAAGACAAAUAUGGCCUCCUAAAAUGUCUUUGAUGUUAUGCAAUAAACUCCUGGUAAUAUUGCUGCUUUAUUUAGUUUGAAUAAUGACGGAAUAAGAAGAGCACGUAAACGUCAGGCUUUUCUCGUGAAAUGACUCCCAUAUUCCGGUAAAAUGAUAACUUUUCUCAUCAAAUGUGGUCUUAGUUUGACUUGUAUUUCUUCAGCGCGUGUCCCUAGUACUCCUUGGCACGGGGUUUUACGUGCGUUGAAGUCCCGUUUGUUGUCAUCGCAGCCCCCCCGUGGACUCUGUGCAUCGAUAGCGUUGACUUUUUUCAAGCGGGCGAUGCUGGAGAGAAGCUGCAGCGCCCCCCCCCCCCGCGCGCGCUUGAAGCUUUUUGUGUAUUCUCCGGCGGUGGCGGCCGAGCGCUCAAAGACAUUCUGACACAGACUGUGAUCGUUUGCAGGGUAAACGCUUUCACGCUGACUUUUUCCUUUUCUUGGAUGAACUAACGCCACACUUUUAUCUUUUGGUUUUCUUCUUCUCCGAGCGAACGGUGGCUCACGAUGAUGCUGAUGCUGAUGCUGAUGGACCAUGUACAUGUUAUCAAUAUCCAAGUGUGCGCUAUACACGUACGUACGUAAGACUCAUCAUAGAUCUUUGUAUUCAUGUGACUCUCUUAAGAAAAUGUCUUCAAACAAUCCCACGAGUUUGUGUCCUGUCUUAUAAAGAUGGCCUUUGACUUCAUCUCAGUGUCUUCCUGGCAGGAGAUGAGCAACAUUCAUAGGCUUCACUGCACGUACAAAAAUGACCUCGCCACCCACUGAUGAUAUGGGUCCCGUUUGUUUUCCUGGUUGGACUUCCUUCAGUUUGGCUUUCUCACAGGAUCUGCCAUGAAAAAUGUGCGUUUGAAGCCGGAGACAAGAGUCCUCUCCGUGGCUGAGGUGUUUCAGAUCAAAACUAGAGUGUCGUAGUUCCCCCCCAGAUUGUGAGUUACAGCAUAAAUGUUGGUCCUCCGUGUAUUUGAUCUACACAUUUAUAUUCCUGGACCAUGGAAACAUAGCAUGAGCAAUUGGAUUCAUAAUGAUAUCAGUAUUAGUUCAGUAGUUAUUCACAAAAACUGCAUUUUGUGUAAAGGCGCUUCUCUUCUGGAUCUAUCUCCAUAGCUCAGGAAGAUACAACAAAUCCACAUUCCACAGUGUCUUGGCUAUAUAUGGUGGAAUGGAGUUUGUUCCAUGUUUAGAGCUGGAAAUUCCAAAGGUCCCCUAUUUUUUCAUUUCCUGGAUCAUAGUAUCCGGAAUGAUUCCAUUCUCUGGAUCAAUCUUUGAUAUUUUGUAGAACCUGUUGGAAACAUGUCCUAUAUUUUUCUUUACAAGUGCUCUGAGCAUUUUUUGUGGCGUUAUAUGCACAAAUGGCGAAAAUGGUCCUAUCUCGCAAUGUUAAAAACAUUUGUGGAUCCAGACUGUGAUCCGGAUCGCCCCCAAAUUGAAUCAGUUCUUCCAUAUCCCAUUUCCGACAAUUCCUGAAAAUGUAAAGAACUUUUGAAGUUCUUUUGAACACAAAUGAACAGAUAAAUGGUGGCAAAAGCAUAACCUCUGCACGGCGCUUGGCAGAGGUAAUGAAUACCAGGAGCUUUAUAGGUUGUUUACGUCUGCUCCUUUCAACCAGUCCUAACCACUGAUCUGUGUUAUGCAUCUGGAUAGCUCAUUGGCGAUGACUUGUGAAGCCACACGGCCGCCAUAUUGCUACUCACAAGAAACACUUCUCGACAAGCUUUUGCAUUCGUGGUGAACUUCUUUUAUUCAUUCGGAUUGGACACAAAUUUUGCCUUACGAUGCCUGCAUGUGCAGCUAUUAACUGCACAAAUCGCCAGUUCAAAGGCUGUGGACGAACAUUUCACCUGUAAGUAUGAUUGAAAUGUAGAUUUAUGAUUGAUCAUUGAAGGGUUUUGCACUGUCCAUCUCUCAGAUAUUUUCGAUCGUGUAAAAUUCCUCUGAUUAAAUGUAUGUCCAGAAUUGAUAGGUUUAUAUAGCUCUAUAAUAGCUAAGAGGAAAUGUAUCUACUUUUUUGUUCUAUCAUGAUAUAUGUAUUUCUUUAAGGGACGAAGGUUGCGUUACUUGAAGGAAUGGGAGAAUCUCCCCGCGUUUUAAUGUGAAAUAUAGAUGUUCUGUUAGCCUCUUCAUCUGCUUUGUACACUAUGUACGCUGUGCCAAUGUAGUUGACAUGUGAGUAGUAAGAUGGCGUCUCUUUGGCUUCAGCGGCUUGCAUGGGCCGGUGCGACGUAUGAGCUAUCCAGAUAUAUAAUACAGAUCAGUGGUCCUAACGCAUGCAUCAAUUAUUAGCGUGUCAGAGCCGGCACCCUACUGAUUUGGAAUGAUAUCAGAUCUGAUAUCGCCAAGGUAUUUGAUGUAUUGGCCCAAACGUUGACUAGUAGGUUUGUACGUUAUUCAUUGGUGUCACUUUCAAGGACUUUCAGUUGUUGUUCCAUCAGUAAGCACCCUAUUGAUUUUGAAUGCUAUCUUACAAAAAGUUAGUUUAUGUCAAAACAGGAACAAAACGCCAACUUUCAUGUGGCUAUCUAAUCUACAUGAUGAAAAGCAGUGACACCCCAACCCCUAAGCAUGAGCCCAACCCCUCACCCCUCGGCCUAACCUCUCACCCCAGCCCUUAACCCCUUACCAAUCAUUUCCAACCCCUAACCCUGUUAGAAGCCAUAACCUUUUACUCCUAAACCUAACCCCUAAACCAUCACCCCAACCCCGUAGCAAUGACCCUCAACUCCUAGAGAAGAGGCACAUGGUGUAUGUGAUGGAGAGCGGUGACAGAGUGUCCGUAGUGGCUAGCGUAUAAGCUACGUGUAUAUGUUGUGGUAGGAUGUCUCCAGUGGUGUAAUUGACUCAAUCAGCAUGAAGCCAAGUUGAUGUAUGAGCAAUUUCCUGCUAAAAUGAACUUGACAACGUUGGUGAUUGAUGGAUGAUGUUUUUAAUUUAUUCCCCUUUUUGGUCAUUUCCUGCUGGCCUGAAAUAGCCUGGCCACGCUGAGGCGCAUGUGGACGCGCCGUUGUUCAAGAUCCAACACUUGCCACCAAGAGACAUCAUGUUUUAUUUGGAGCUUUGAGUUGAUAAUAUGUUUUUUAAAUUAUUUUUAAGUGAGGACACUCGGUCUGGACUUGAGCAACGGUCACUGACUUGACUCGGUAGAAUAAGAUGUUGCAGAGCGUUGCAUCAGUGUCUAGUAAUAACUAUCUUCACUUGUUCACCGUGGAUGCAUUUUCUCCCAACAGGAAAUCCGUCCAGGGUCAAGCUGUCUCCAUCAGCUGUCCCCUGCUGUUAUUAUUAGGACAACAAAACAGUGAAGUCAAUUUAAAUACAAGUGGAAAAUGAAGCACUGCAUCUAGGAAACAAAAAUUGUCAUAUUAGUAUUUUCUUUUUACUAUAUUUUCAAAAUUGUGUGUUUUACUUUUUUGCAUCCCUACUGCAUCCCUCUUUUUUGCUGCCAGGAAAAGUUCCCAAAAACCCUAACCCCAACCUGUAAUCCCUUAUUACCUUUAACCCUAACCCCGUAACCCUAAGCCUAACAAUGAACCCCAACCUCUAACCCUGUUAGGAGAACCCCUUACCUAAGCCUAACCCCAACCUGUAACCCCUUACCCUUAACCAGACCGUUUGACCCUAAGCCUAACCAUUAACACCAACCCCUAACCCCAACCCAUGUUAGAGAACCCCUUACCCCAACCCGAAGCCUAACCCCAACCUGAAACCCGUUACCCUUAACCUGACCCUUUAACCCUAAGCCUAACCAUUAAUGCCAACCCCUAACCCUGUUAGGAGAACCCGUAAAAUGUUACCCCUAAGCCUAACCCCAACCCCUUACCCUUAACCCAACCCCUUACCCUUAAGCCUAACGUUAACUCCAACCUUUAACCCCAACCUCUAACCCAACCCUACGCCUAACCCUAAACUGUAACCUCUUACCCUUAAACUAACCCCUUAACCCUACACCUAACCCCUGACCCCAACCCCUAACUCUAACCAGUAACUCUGUUAGGAGAACUCCUAACCUUUUACCCAAAUCCUAACCCCUUCCCCUGAAGCUAAGCCUAACCCCUCCCCCAACCGUUUAUCAUUAACCCUCAACUUGUAACCCUGUUAGAACCCCUAAUCCAUUACCCCAAACCCCUAACCCCAACCCUAUGCCUAAACUGUGACCCCAACACCUAAUCCAUUACCCCCAACCCUCUUAGAACCCCUAACCCCUUAUCCCUAACCCAAAGACUAACCCCAAACCCUUCCUCCUAACCCCAACUCCCAAACCUGUUUUAGGAGGUUUUUUGCAGCUUAUUAGUGAAAAACAAACGCUACAUGGUUUUGAUACUAGUGUGAUGGCUGACUCCGCCCACAAACCCCUUUUAUUUGUAUUUUUGUGUGUUUCCUCGUGUGUGUCGGAGGACUGGAAGCGCCCUUGCUUGCCGCCAUUAAACAUCAAAAGUCAAACAAAUGUAGACUUCACACGUCGGUGGCACAAAACGCGUAGAAGCUGCCGUGUCUCCUGAGGCUGCGUGGGCGUGCUUCCAACGGGAUCAGGUGACAUCUUCUCUGUAAUGAUUGUAGCAACAGCGCCGGCUCGCCUUCUCCAAACAGGAAAUGGAAACACAGUGUGGCGGCGAGGGAUUUGAGGUCACUUAGCAGUGUGUUAUGAUAGCGCUACAGUAAUUGUUUAUCGAUUGACAAUUACUUUGUGCUGCGUUUGUGUGUGCGGUCUCCAGUGUCCACUUUGUUGUUAGUGCUGCUGGCGUGAAGCAGCGCAAACACCACCGCACACGUAACGGCUGUUAGUUAACAUGGAGCAUUCAUAUUAGCAAUACAGGACUCUUGUGUUGAUGCGACACAAAAAUUCAUCUUUACCCUACGAGAUGCACUCCUGUCAUGGAGAGGAUCUUUGACCGGCGUUUUUGCAGUAGAUCCUAAACAACAGGAGAGAUCUUAUGUAAAAAAUAUGUUUGGGACUGGUCUAACAUUAGUGUUGUCCAAGCCUGCAGUUAUGGUUGCACCUUGGCACGGUGAGGCAUUCAAAUCUCAAGAAAUGUCGCUUUCCGACGAUGUUUAACACACAUAAGCACGCAAUCAGGGGCCGGCGUAAAAGAGCACGAGUUGGCCCGUCGGCUUAGAAGGGGUUACCCACAGGGCGGCAGGACUUCCACCAGAAAAUUCCUUAGUCGGGUUCAUCAGCUGACCUCACAGGAUGUUGUGACUUCCCCUCACAGCACUGAUCCGGUCAGUGGCGUGUGGCUUCUUCACAAUGUCAUGAGUCCAUUGUGUCGGAUCAGCGUGUUAGCACAGCGGGAGCACGCUUCCCGACAUGACAACGCAAGCCGGCUAGACGGGAAGCAACCAAGCGAGGAAGCGAGGAGGUCGGCUGCCAAAUCGCCAGAAGGUACGGCGGCUCACGGUAACGGGGAAGCGGCCCGUGGCUGCGCUUCCUGCUGCAGAAGCGGGGGCGGAGUCACAUGACUUCUAUAUUAACCUUGGUCUGGUCCCGCCUGGUCGGAUCCAAACCAAGCACUUCGAGGCAACAUCCUCGUCCAAAAGUCUUCAUGAAUGAUUAGCUGCUGUUUUCGUUGGUUGCUUGGAACGUUGAAUAAUUUAGGAUUCUUUUUGGAUGAUGCUCCAAGAAGGGUGGGUUCUAUGAAAAUAUCAUAAUACGAUGUACUCUAUGAUCACAUGAAAACAUGCACUAGUAUACAAUUCAAAUAGUAGAAAAUUGAUGAUAUAUUUCCUAAUCAUUUUGUAUUCAAAACAAAAAAACAUGGUUCAAAUGUAAAAUAAAUAUAAAAAUGUACAUACUAGUAUACAUUUAUAUACAAUGAAAUAUUUAUCAUUUUCUAAAAUAUACAAUUGGCAUAAAAAGUACUCGCCGGUGCCCUGCAAAAACAUUACCAAGUAAUUCCCAAUUAUUUUGUAUUUAAACGUUGGGUGUAUGUAAAAAAGAUUUUAAAAAAAUAAGUACAUUUACAGUUCACAUGUAAAAUGCAUCUAAAAAUGUUCAUACUAAUAUAAAAGUCUAUAAAAUGCCCUAGAAAAUGUUAUUUUUUUUUUUUUUUUACAAUUUUCUAGUAUAGAUACUGUAGACUUAAAUAUAGAACAUACAGUUGGGAACAUAAGUAUUUGAUUAUGGUGGAUUUAUUGUAAGACAGAUAGAAUCCAGAUACGCUAUUAAAUGUAAACUAUUGACUGACAAAAAUGGCUCCUGAUGUGUCAAAAAGAAGAAAUGUCUGACCUCCGUGUUUGCCGACGAGGCGUUCUCCACAAAUCCUAGGCCACGUUUUGCUUAGGGAUCAAAUACUUCUUGCUUUCAACAUGACUGAAUUUGAGGCGAAUUCCUUCCACGAGGGACAGGAAGCAGACGUUUCAGACAAAACCGCUUUUGUCGCUCAAAAUAUGACAAAGUGCGUGCAGGGUCACGAGGCGCCGUGGCGGUGCUGAGGCGUUCAGAACCUGGGAGACGUCCACUUGAUUAAAAGUCACUCUGAUGUCCCGCGGAGCAGAAAGGCUUCACUUUGGAGGAGAAUUGUCUAUCUUCACGUUGAGCCUCCACAACUUGCACUCCCGUCACAGACAGGAUCUUUGACUGGCGCUUUUGGUCUUCAAAAACAGCAGAGCAAGCACUGCUGUCAAAUGGGGGGGCUUUGACUCACUUUUUGCAGCAGGUACUUAAAAACAGCAGAGAAAGUACUCCUGUCACAUGGAGGGUCGUUGCAUAGCACUUUCUGUCGUAUGUCAUUUUUGUCAUAUAGAAGAUCUUUGACUAUCAUUUUGCAGAAAGUCCUGCAAAACAGCAAAUCAAGUGCUCCAUAUGUAGAGGCUCUUUGACUAGCACUUCUUGCAGUAGGUCCUUAAAAACAGCAGAGCAUUGAGGCCACACAAAGGAUCUUUGAGUAGGUCCUUAAAAACAGCAAAGCAAGUACUCUUGUCACAUGGAGGGUCUUUGACUAGCAUUUGUGCAGUAGGUCUUUGAAAACAGCAGUGCAUUCCUGUUGCACAAAGGAUCUUUGACCAUUUUUGCAGUAGGUCCUUAGAAACUGCGGAGAAAGCACUCCUGUCAUAUAGAGGGUCUUUGACUAGCACUUUUUGUGGUAUGACAUUUUUGUCAGAGGAUCUUUGGUGAGAAUUUUUGCAAUAGGUCCUUAAAAACAGCCAAGGAAGCACGGCUGUCAUAUAGAGGCUCUUUGACCAGCAUUUCUGCGGUAGGUUUUCCAUAGCUCAGGCUGUGACUGUGACACGGUUGUCCUCCACUGACCUCUGACUUCACAGCCCACAAGGUUUGACUUAGUUAGCAAAAAGCAUCGCUGAUUCCCCGUCGCUGUUCGCCCCAAAGUAUGCAUCAACAUGACAGCAGAGCGAAGUUGAAUUAUGGGAAGAGGCUUAGAAGACAAAUCUUUGCCCUCAUUACUUAUUCAGCACGACCUAGCCUAGCCUAGCCUAGCCUAGCAUAGCAUAGCAUUAGCAGCAUUUCUUCUAUUCUAAAUACUGCAUGUAUACACAGGACAUACAGUACAUGUAAAAUAAUAGUCUUCUCUGAGACGUGACGUGCAUGUGGCGCCACCUGCACACGUCAACUUUAAAGACGCCUCCAGGGUCCGACUCCCAGCCUCAUCCUGAGCCAACGUCGUCCAUGGAUGUUUUUCAUUUAUUAUUGUUAUUAUUCUUUAGACGUGCUGUCAGCGUGGAAAACUGACAGUGUCCUGCUGAUGCUGCUGCGUGGCGGGAGUGGCGCCCCGCCGCAUCAACAUGCUGAUGCAGCCGAGGACGCCAGAUGAGACUUCACACGUGGAGGCGGAGGAGGAAAGCUCUUCUUCCUCAUCUGCUAUUUAUUUUCCAGCCAUGCAGGUUAGACGGUUGCUACGCCGGUGGCACAGCGCCGCGAUUACGCCAAUCCUCUUUGCAGCCCUUUUUCUGCCCCCGCUGUCCAAACCCUGUGAACAUUUAAUAUGACGGCCGAUAAAGACAUGCUGAGCUCUCGCCAUUGUCAGCAACGAGCAGAUGGAAACACCUUGCUCACCUCGGAGGAGAGCUUCUCAAAGACACGUUCAGCUCAGGUCAGCAGCAAAAUCAUCAGCAAUCCAUCAGACGCUUCUCUGAGAUCACAAGGCCAAAAAUUCACACUGCUUCCUAAUUGGCGUGUUUUGUGUGAAAGAGGUUAAAUAUGCUGUAUUGAGAUCGAUCUGUCAUCUACCUGUUGAGCCUUUGAGCCCUCAUGAUUGAUUAGUUAUGCCUGCAGAUGCCAACGUGGCAACUGUGAGGUGAGGGUGGGUGGGUGGACCUGAAACAAUAUGCUCAUGGUUAUAGUCAGAAUAAAUCACAGGACAAAGUUUGUAGGUGAGCACAAAAAAUACAUUUGUGAACAAUUGAACAAUAUUUAAUACAACAGUAGAAGACAACAGAACAAGAUCGGCAAAAUAAUACAAGCACUUUCACGACGGAGUAUUAGAGCCACAUUGAAAAAAAGGAAUCUGAGCUUUCAAGAAUAAAUGUACAAGAAAAAAGUUGUCAAUUUAGGAGAAUAAAGUUGUAAAUGUACGACUUUGUUUCUCGUUAAUUGACGACUUUAUUCUUGAAUCUCAGAUUAGAGAAUAAAUUCUCCAAUAAAAUCUCAGAGAAUAAAGUUGUAAAUUUACGGGAAAAAGUCUCAGAAAUGUGCAAUUUUUUGUCGUAAAUUUACUACUUUUGCUCACAAAUUUUCCUCAUGCGUUUUUUUCUGUAAUCUGAGAUUUCGAGAAUAAAUUUCUGAGAAAAAAGUUCCCUGAGAUUUUAAAUAAAGAAUAAAGUUGUACAUUCACGACAAUAUUCUCAACAGAUUUUAUGAAAGAAUUUAUUAGAGAAUUUAUUCCCUAAUCUGAGAUUUUGAGAAUAAAUUUCAGAAAAAAAAAAGUUGUACAUUUACAACUAUUUUUGUAAAGUUACAACAAAAAAUUUAUAACUUUUUCUCAGCAAUGUACGACUUUAUUCCCGUACGUUUAUUCUCAAUAGCUCAGAAAAAGGGUUGUGAAUUUACUAUUUAGAAAAAAAGUCAGAAAUGUUACCUUUCUUGCAGCAGGUAGAGACUUGACCUUUGGCCUUGGGCAUGUGUAGGGGGGCGGGGAAAGGAAGGCGGAAGUGGGAAAGGCUAGCCAUGCUCAUCUGUUUGUUUUGCUAUCAGGUGAUGAAUGAUGCAAGAGGAAGAGUUAUGCUGUAUUUUCCCUCUGACAUGACGACACACAAUAUUACCACGUUAUUCUCCUACUUUUACCACUUUUCUUCUUGAAAAUGUACAACUUUAUUCUCCUAAAUGUACAACUGUUUUUAGAUUUUGAGAAUAAAGUUGGAAAUUUGCGAGAAAAAAAUGUCCACAUUUUUUUGUGGUAAAAGUACAACUUUAGUCACAAACUCACUUUUAGUAUGCAAGCAAAAUAACAGCACACAGCAUAAAAAUACAUUCUGUCGCUAUCAGCAAUGUCGCAAUAUCAGCAACACAACAAGAACACUGAUAUUUGUGAAAAAAAACAAGACGAGAACGUUAAAAUAUCGAUAUAAUCACACCAGUAUCGACCACAUACUGAUACUGCUGUUGGUCUCAAGGUAUCGAUAUAUGCAUCGAGCCAACCAACCCCUCCUGCUUUCACGUUGCUGAAACGUCACGUUGGCCUGGUAGUUCCAAUUCAAGCGAUGUCCAACCCGGUCUCCAUCAUCUCCAUCGUGGACGUCACUGUCCAUAAAAGCCGACUUCUUGUCUUUGACAUCCUCACGUGUAAACUUAAUGUUUCUGUCCAAUACUUUGGAUCCUGCACCAACUCCUCGAGUUGUCCUAGAGCUGUCCUAUCUAGUCAGACUAGUGUUUGUCCCACCUCGUCUUUGACCAUAAACAGAUGAAGCCUGCUUCAUGCCGCCCGCGCCGGGGCUCGAACACGGACCUUCGUAAUGGAAGACUGGAGCGCUGACCGUUCGGCCAAAAGCCCACACUGGCUGGCAUCGUUACAUAUAACAUAUAACGUUACAUAUAAAAUAUACAACCUCACAGUCCAGAUGCGAUGGAUUCAAGGCCCGGACGAUAAAUGACUUCAAAUAGAUUGCCAUCAUAUUUGGAAAUGGGCUACGGUCUUGGAGUAUUUGUGUGUCUCGCCCGUGGAGAAAAUAUCAGGGUUUUUUGCUUUUCUGACACUGCGUGACACAUGCAAGUAUUGCUGCUCCGGCUUGUAUCACAAUGGACGUGGGCGUGCCUUUCAAACGCUGUGUUGACAACGCAGCCACGCAUGUUGUUUACAAGCAGCGCGGGUGAUCGCACACUUGGCUAAAAGUUGCCACGCCAGUUCACUUACAAACUUUACCAGCAUCAGUGAGAGACUUUCAAGUGUUAUUGUUUGAUUUCAUGAUUUGAAAUGCCAAAUGCAGGUAGAUCAGUCUCUUAUUUUGAAGAUAAUUACUUCACAAUGAGGAGAAAGAACAAAACAUACUUUUGAUAUGAAAUUCUUUGCAUUACUUACACAAACAUGCAUUAGGUUUGGCUAACUGAAGACUUUAAGUGUCUUUAAUGUUUUCAAACUCAUUUACGAUUUGUUCAUGAAAACAAUUGUCCUGCUUUUAACGAAAAAAACAUAAUUUUGCUUUGUUACUUGACGUCAGGGUUUGGCAAAAAUCAAAAUCACAAUUAAUCAAACCUCCAACCUCGAUUUCGGUUAACGUACGAUUACACGGACGUCUUGUGAAGUGCUGAGAAAGCCUGCCUACGUUCAAAAGGAGACUGCGUUUCGGAGCCUUCUUCCCUACUGACGUCCUUUGACGUCGCCCGUGUUUGUGUGUGACUAAUUGCUUUUAUUUCAUGAAUUUGGCAGAAUUACAAUUUCUGAUGCAUUCUCGAAUUCCGAUGAGGGGAUGUUUGUUAACAAGAACGAAGUGACUGUCGGUAAAUGCAGAUUUUUCUUGUUGUAAGUCCGUGUAAAUACACUUGGCUAACAUUGUCAUUCGCCACAUCUCCAAAGAUGAAGCCAUGAGUUUAACUCUGGUCUUCCAAACACGACUCAACUGUAAACAAGGCGAAAUGACCUAUCGUGGUGUCUAUCAUCACAAUGUUGAGCACCCUGGGGGAAGGGGACCGAAAUAACCAACACGGCGGUUUUAUGUCGAUUAGAACCUCUAAAUGUCAAUUUUGGUUAUUUUUCCAUGAAUCGCCCAGCCCUACUUGAAAUAGUCUUUGAUGCUUGGCAUAGACAUGUACGCUAGGUUCAUUGGGAGUGCUAAACUUUCUGUUAUUCACAAAAAUACAAAGACUAAAAUUUGUCAUCUUGAAACUAUCUUUCAUGUAGACAAAAACAUACAAUAGGUUUGAUGAAAGCACUGAACUAAAAAAAAUACACGUUUCAGUCGUUGAAUGAAUACAUUUCUUCAAUGUUUACAAAAAAGUGUACAUUCAGUAGGAUGCGGCAUCAUUUUAAUUUGAACGAUUCUGGUUCCAAUUUCGAUUCCAAACAAUUCUUGAUUCCGAUGCCUUUAAGAGGCAGCGUCAUAAAAGUUAGCAUGGUUUAAAGCAGAGUUGUUUGUGGAUGAAAUGUCUGAACUUCUCCAUGAAUUGUUUAAUGAUAUGAAAGUUUAAUGAAUUCCUUACAGGCCUGUUUUCAACCAGUAUGUAAAUAUCGAAGCAUGCAAACCCAAGAGAAAUGUUCUGAAGUUUCUUUUUUUACAGGAUUACACUUUCACAAAAGAUGUUUAGUAUUGAAAAGUUGUAUACUUUGUUUGCUGCCUCAAUGUUGGUGUAAGCAAUUUUUAUGACACCAUUACUUUGUUAACACAAGCAAACAGGAUGUAGCCCAAAAUGAUCUUAUUCUGAAGGCUGGAAGUGUGUUGGGUGAGUUGAGAAGGCCUCUUGCUAACAGCCAUACUGUGCAAAUGAAUAAACUUGCCUUGCCGUAGCUCCCAUCCUUUAUUUGCACCCAGCUUCCACAUCAGCUAGCAUCCUGGAACCCUGGCUUACGUGGGCAGAGACAGACAUCAUGUAUUGUUUGACUUCCCUGUUUCUGACCGCUUAGAGGAGCAGUGCAUCAAAGACCGGAUACUACGUUAUGUCAUGCACCCUCCUUUGCAAAUGUUGAGCUGACCCCACCGCUCUUUUUUAAAAUCAAUUCUACUUUUCAGACGCUUCUUCUUCAUUGGUGUUCACGGCUAUUUCUUUCGGUUGGCAAAAAGGGCAUCGGAACUAGGAAUCGAAAUAAAAACAUUUAAACGAUCACGGGAGAAUCUGAAUGUUAGUCCCGCUUGCCAUGGAUGCUCGAGACCCGAUGCCCAAACCCUAACAUCGGGUACGUCAAAGACUCAACUGCGUUCACUGUUUUGGUUAAAUUGUCUUCAGUGUUUACAAAAACACAUAAGUUUUGUUCAAACUAGAAAUUAUGUUUGGUGUUCACAAAAACGUUAGCUUUGUCCAAGACCAAAUAUACGUUAUGAUCAUCAAAGACUUAAGUUGUAACGUUUACGAAAAAGCAACCAGGUGUGAAUCCCGCCUCACACCCUCAAUCAACCAGAAUAGCCUCCGGCCCGCUGUGAGCCUUCACGGGAUGAGCGCUAAAGACAACUGUAGCAUGUCGUCUAUCUGUGGUUAGUCUCCACGCUCGUCAUGAGCAUAUGUCACACACGGCCUUCCUGUGGUCUUGGCUGCUUUGUCGGUGAAGAGCAAAGAGCGCUGAACAGCAGCUGCUCAGCAAUGCGGCAAGGUGAUGUUAUCUGGUGCUUUUGUGUGUGUGUGUGUGUGUGUGUGUGUGCGUGUGCGUGUGUGUGUUUCUCACCUGGUUGAUUUCCCAGUCAUGUAGUCUUCUUGUGAGACUGCGGCAUUGGCAGAUAGUUUGACAUAAGAGGCUGCCUGAGGGACAUGUUGACUUUAAUGCUGACUGACUGUGAAACAUACCAAGUGAAUAUAAUAAUAAAGUGUACAAGGCCCCCACGAGAUAAAUCACGAUAAAUAAUGUGUGUGUCGUGUCACUCAAUGGAACGCAGACCUCCACCAAAAUUCCGAAGCUAAAGAUCUUUAAAAGUUUGACCCACGACCUCGGCUCCCUCGGCCUUCUUUGAGUCGGGUGUCGUUCAAAAAUAAAUAGGCUUUUGCUAAAUAUUGACCGCAGCAUAUUUUUACAGCAUCACACACACUGCCGACAUCCAUCAACAGCCAGAGGUCACAUGACACGCACGAGCCUUCCUUAGCCAUGCGUGCGGCGUCCACGUCUCCUUUGAUGGACGACGACUCGGCUCCGGAGUACAUUUCACGAGCUCACUUGACCUUUACCCGCAGAGCUCGCUUCAGUACGGCGAGCAAUGAAGGGCUCCAUCAAUUUAACACACGAUUUGGCUCCGUCAAAGACCCCCGCCCCCCUCGCCGUGGAAC